UGUGAUGACGUCAAUAUGAGGCGGACGCGGAGCGGCCAUUACGCAGCGGCUUUCUCUCGGAAAGGUCGGCCGAAUUAAAGCGAAUCCGCCGGAGAUUAUUAACGACGAUCUGCUGGUUUUGCCAAGCGGCUUUAUUAGCAGACUGACAUCAGAACGCGUAAAAACACUUCAGCAUUUGGGGUGACCAGUUUUCUAGUCGUAAACGCGGAGUUUCGGGACGUUAAAACUGUGAGGAAAAUAGCCUGUGGUGUGCUAAGCUAUCUUGCAUUGCUAAGCGAAAAUUUAGCUAGUCGAGCUAAGUAGCUAGACGCAAAUAGCGCCGCGGGUCUCGAGGGGGUGUUAGCUAACUGAACCAUCUAUCGCUAUCUAAAAGGUAAAUAAGGACAUCUGUGCCAUCCUUCAAGACGUAUUCAGAAUGGACGAUAAAGCGUUUACUAAAGAAUUAGACCAAUGGGUAGAACAGCUCAACGAGUGCAAGCAGCUCACCGAGAAUCAAGUGAGGACGCUGUGCGAAAAGGCUAAAGAGAUCCUGACUAAGGAGUCCAAUGUGCAGGAAGUGCGCUGCCCUGUCACGGUCUGUGGCGAUGUGCAUGGCCAAUUCCACGACCUCAUGGAGCUGUUCAGAAUCGGAGGGAAGUCUCCUGACACAAACUACCUGUUUAUGGGCGACUAUGUAGACAGAGGCUACUACUCAGUGGAAACAGUCACCCUGCUUGUGGCGCUAAAGGUCCGUUUCCCAGAGCGCAUCACGAUAUUGCGUGGGAACCACGAGAGCAGACAGAUUACACAGGUGUAUGGCUUCUAUGAUGAGUGCUUGAGGAAAUACGGCAACGCAAACGUGUGGAAAUACUUCACAGACCUCUUUGACUAUCUACCCCUUACAGCCCUGGUUGAUGGACAGAUCUUCUGUCUGCAUGGUGGUUUGUCUCCAUCUAUAGACACACUGGAUCACAUUCGAGCUCUAGAUCGUCUUCAGGAGGUGCCACAUGAGGGGCCGAUGUGUGACUUGCUCUGGUCAGAUCCCGAUGACCGUGGUGGCUGGGGAAUCUCUCCCAGAGGUGCUGGUUACACUUUUGGACAGGAUAUCUCAGAAACUUUCAACCAUGCCAACGGUCUUACUCUGGUUUCCCGUGCGCAUCAGCUUGUUAUGGAGGGAUACAACUGGUGUCAUGAUAGGAAUGUUGUCACCAUCUUUAGUGCACCAAACUACUGCUAUCGCUGUGGCAACCAGGCUGCCAUCAUGGAACUGGAUGAUACUCUUAAAUAUUCCUUCCUUCAGUUUGAUCCUGCACCUCGGCGUGGAGAGCCUCAUGUGACCCGCCGCACCCCCGAUUAUUUCUUAUAAACACACAUACACACACACACACACACUGGCCUGACGUAGGAAAAACGACCUCUAAAGCAAACGACAAAUACGGCAGAUCCCUACAUAUAUACAUGUAUUCAUCCCACCGCGUGUGUAUAUAUUUGGGGAUGUUACAACAUGACAUGAAAGCACUAACAUGGACCAAAAUGUGCCAUACAAGCAUCUAAUGCAGAAAUACAAAUUGCCCUGUGUCUCAGUACUGCUACACAGUGUCCCGUUUUAGCCUUUAGUGCAAUUGCCUGCUGUAUACUAUGGAUAGUAAUGUUCUCUUUGUUCUUGAAAUGUACAUGAGUCUGAGGAAAAAAAAAUCUGAUAUCUAGCUUCCCCCCCUUCAGUAUCACUGGACAAAUGAUGUUCUUUAAGUUGGCAAUGCCAGGCAUGUGAAAUAAGGUAACAUUUUAUACAAGUGCACAAGCUUACAUCCUUUCCUGUCUUCACCAAACACUAUACUAUUGGGAAUGAAUGCUUAAUCUGAGGGAGGAGUCUUUUCCUUUUUGGGAGUGUAUGCUUUCAUGUAUAUGGACCCCUAUCUUAACUCAACUGUCCAUCCCUUUGUCUACCAUCUUUUGUGUUCACUGUCUUUUCUGUGUAUUUGUCAUGAAGUGAUUGCCUCUUCUUUGGUGUAUUUGAACUAAUAAAGUCCUUUUAUCGCAAGCUACUCCAAAUAAA
Molecule: messenger RNA, 2035 nt
Organism: Pangasianodon hypophthalmus (striped catfish)
Lineage: Eukaryota; Metazoa; Chordata; Actinopteri; Siluriformes; Pangasiidae
Gene: ppp2cb
Product: protein phosphatase 2, catalytic subunit, beta isozyme
Exons: 7
Coding region: 416-1345 (309 amino acids)
Biological process (GO): peptidyl-serine dephosphorylation; mitotic cell cycle
Cellular component (GO): cytosol
Molecular function (GO): protein serine/threonine phosphatase activity
Source: RefSeq, a predicted model, not a curated record